AUGUCGAGCCACGAAUAUUGAAAAAAGUUACUGAAAUCAUCUGAUUUUUCUUCAAAAAUACCAGACGAAACAAUACAUUUAGAAUUGCUCUUAAAGGAAUAUUGAAAAGGGAGAUCGAUAUUGGCAGAAAUUGAUUUGGACGAUAAACAUGAUGAGAAAAAAGAUCAAGAAGAAGAAAAGAAAAUAAUUUCAAUUACUCCGAAGCAAAAAUCAAGAAAGCACGUUUUAUCUUUAACUCAUAAGCCUGUUGACAGGUUUGAGCAUAAAAUUAUAAAUAAUACAGAAGCAUUAAAACUUCCACUACACAGGCUAAGCCAGACUCCGAGACGGAAUUCAGCCAAAUCAGACAGUUUAAAGAAAUAUCGACGCAUGCCAAGUAUAGAAAGUUAUGUGGUCAGGAGACAAACUGACAGGAUUAGGCUCAAGCUUAAAAAAGAGCUUUUAAUUCCUGAAGGAUUAAGACUGUAA
Molecule: messenger RNA, 468 nt
Organism: Blepharisma stoltei
Lineage: Eukaryota; Ciliophora; Heterotrichea; Heterotrichida; Blepharismidae
Source: the annotation of a GenBank genome assembly